GACGACAGUUUCACACUCCUUGCCAUAAAUCGUUGUCAGUCGGUCAUAGCAGUAUCUUCUUGAAGUUCUAUCUUCAACGUUUCUGUCUGUAAUUGACUUAAAUCCAAUUGAGAUAGAGAGAAGAGAGACGCAAAUCGUAGAAGAUGAAUUUCAGGAUCCAAAGGGCAUCCGCUUCACUUGUUCCUCGCUUCUGCUGCGCCAUCUUCCUCUUCAUGUCGCUCUUAUUUCAGAAAUCCACAGCUCAAAAUGCUACUCUGGACCCAUCUGAAGUGGAAGUGUUGAACUCUUUAUUCAAACAAUGGAACAUGCAAUCAACGACCUUCUGGAACAUGAGUGGGGAGCCAUGUCGUGGAUCGGCCAUUAACGAGACCCAAUUCUAUGACGAGGUGAAUAAACAAGCUAUCAUGUGUAAUUGUACUUACAAUGAUAACACCACCUGCCAUAUCACUCAUUUGAAAGUACUAUCUCUAAACAAAACGGGAGAAAUUCCAGAGGAGCUCACUACUUUGACUUAUCUCAUGGUUUUGAGACUUGAUAAAAAUUACUUCACAGGUCCUUUGCCUUCAUUUAUUGCAAAUUUAUCUCAGAUGCAAUACUUGUCAUUGGGCCAUAAUGGGUUAUCUGGGAGCAUUCCAAAGGAGCUUGGAAAUCUUAAAGAUCUAAUAAUGUUGUCAUUGGGCCAUAAUGGGUUAUCUGGGAGCAUUCCAAAGGAGCUUGGAAAUCUUAAAGAUCUAAUAAUGUUUCGAGAUACUGUGAUAGAAAUGUUGAUUGCUGACAAGUAUAUUCAAUUCCAGAUUUCAGAUUUGAUUCUAGUUGACCCUUUUUUUGAGGGAUUGGUUUCUAGUUCUAGUGCACCACCAGUUAUUCCUUCUACCAUGACAAUUCAACAUGAUAAUGUGCAUGUCCAGAUGACUUCUAACAAACUUGAUGGAAUGAACUACUCUGGAUGGUCCCAGUUUGUGAAGUUGUAUGUUACAGGAAAGGGGAAAUUGAGAUAUUUGAUUGGAGGGAAGAGACAACCAGCUAUUUCUGAUUCUUUUUCUCUACUUGGCUGGAGGAGAAUGCCAUGUUGA
This is a messenger RNA of Vitis riparia (riverbank grape), 1073 nucleotides long. RefSeq names its product probable LRR receptor-like serine/threonine-protein kinase At1g56130. The record is from RefSeq and is a predicted model, not a curated record. The coding region runs from base 144 to 1073 and encodes 309 amino acids. Gene Ontology annotation, molecular function: protein binding. The transcript is spliced from 8 exons. Lineage: Eukaryota; Viridiplantae; Streptophyta; Magnoliopsida; Vitales; Vitaceae.